Molecule: messenger RNA, 13676 nt
Organism: Condylostylus longicornis
Lineage: Eukaryota; Metazoa; Arthropoda; Insecta; Diptera; Dolichopodidae
Product: dynein beta chain, ciliary
Exons: 28
Coding region: 1-13659 (4552 amino acids)
Biological process (GO): microtubule-based movement
Cellular component (GO): dynein complex
Molecular function (GO): ATP binding; minus-end-directed microtubule motor activity; ATP hydrolysis activity
Source: RefSeq, a predicted model, not a curated record
AUGGGCGAUCAAAUAGAAGAAGAAAUUAAAAUUGAUCCUAGAAUAGAAUGGAUUCAAAAUUAUAUAUUGAAAACAAUGAAAGCUAAAAAUGAAAAAUGGAUUAAAUUAACGGAUAAUAGUCGAUAUCUAAAUAUUCUCUUGAACUUUUUGGAUAAUUCAACUGUUCGGCAAGUAGUUUUCUAUGGGAAUGCUGCAGGAUUAUUAUGUGUAUCUCAUGAUUAUCCACCUGAAUAUAAUUCAAAACUUGUUUAUUUCGUACGAAAAACGUCUCCAUACGUAUUUAAGAGUGCUGAAAAUAUUAGAAAAGGCUGCUAUAUUGGAGAAUUACCUCCGAAGCCCUUGGAAACUAUCUCGUCUCUACUGGAUGACUUAUGGAUACCAUUUUUAAAACAUAAAGCGAAUCAAAAUAAUUGGACUCAGGUUAUGGUACAAGAAGUUCCAAUACAAAAUCAGAUUAUCCAAACAGAAUUUGUUAAAAUGAAAGGCUAUAUGAAAAAUCGUACGAUUUUACCGUUACCAACUUGCAUGAGUGAAGUUAUGGAAAUUUCGCCGCAAAUUGCGCAAGGUAAUUUAGCAAUUGUGACAGUAAGUAUUAAAGAUGGCCUAGAAGAUAUCGUUUUGGAAUGGUUCGAUACUGUGAAUGAACUAACUAAAUUAGAUAUUGAAGCUAGAAUUAUCGAAAUAAGUGCUACACCCAUACCAGAGCAUUUGUUCAAAUUUUGGCAAGCUAGAUUAGAAAACUUGGAAGACUUAGUACAACAAUUAUGUCGAGUUCGAAUACGAACUGUUGGUUUCGUUCUAGAAAAAAUUGGCUCAAUUUUUCUAAAACUGUUUCAUGAUUUAGUACACAAUGCUUUAAAUGCACUAGAACAAGCUAAAGAUAUCAACAUUCAUUAUAAACCAGUAAAAACUAUUAUCGAUAAUAUGGAGUCAUUAGAUUUAGAAGAAUGUCGCACUCAUAUGAGACCUUUGCUGAUAACAACCUGCUUAACAUGGUCUUAUUCAAAAUAUGCUUCCACUGUCGAGAAUAUGGCUCUCCUUUUUAAAUUAAUUUUCAAUAGUGUAAUUGAAUGUGCAAUUAGAACAUUACAGCCAGACACACUAUUUCAAGGAGAAAUUGAAGAUACUUUAAAGAAGGUACGGAUGACAAAGAAAAACCUGUUAUAUUUUCGGGAAGUGUAUAAUGAAAUGAAAACUAAAAGAAAUUAUUUCAAACGCCCUUCAAAUCCAUUUGCACAAGAUUGGACCUGGCAAUCUACUUACAUUUUUGAAAGAUAUGAUCUAUUUUUAAUAAGAUUAAAUGAGUUGCAUAACUGUUUUGAAAUUGGUUCUGAAUUUACGAAACUUGAUAAAAUAUGUGUCGGGGGCUUUAAAGGAAAAGCAAUCACAUUAGAGGUUAGAAAAAUAUCUGAUUCAUUUCAAACGUUAUACGCUGAAUGGGGUAACAUUCAGUACAAUCCACUAGAAAUCGAUCCGAAAUUAAAAAGCUUCCAACAAGAUUUAAAAAAAUUUAAUAGCAGUGCUGAUAUCCUUGAACGUAAACUUGCUUUUCAAUUUGAAAAAUAUUUUGAAGUGUCCCAUGAUCUUAAUUCAACCCUACAAUUUGUCGAGCUGUGUGGUUCUCUUUUACAUAGACCAGUUAUAAAACAUCAAAUAUAUGAUAAUCUACAGAAUAUUGUUGAAGAAUUUGAUAACGAAUUAAGUACUGUUAAACUUAUUUUUAAUGAAUAUAAGAAUUCAUAUAAAGAAAAUGGAAUCAUGAAACUCAAAGUAGUACCGUAUUUAACACCUACAUCAGGAGCUCUUUGCUGGCUUAGAUCAGUACGAGCUCGGAUAUUAAGUAUUUUUCGAGAAUUUCCUUUCACCCAAUAUCUAGAAAUUUUGAACAACGAAUAUGGGCAAGAAGUUAUAAAACGUUAUAGAGAAAUGAUGAAAUACCUUGAAAAUUUUGAAAAAGAAAUAUUAUAUUGGUGGCGCAAGUAUUUACUUAAAUCUAUUAGAAGUGGAGCUCAAAGAACCAUUUUUAGAAAAUUACGGGAUGGUACUAUUGAAGUUAAUUUUGACCAAGAGUUGAAAGUUGGUUUAAAUGAUAUUAGAAGCAUAAGGUCACUUGAUUACAGAAUUUCGUCUGAAGCUUUAGAAUUUUAUAACUUGCAAAAUAAUUUAACUCAAUCGAAGUUCGAAAUACAACGUAUUGAAGAAUGGUACAACGAAGUUUUAAAAAAAUCACAUCCAUGUGAAUAUGACAUGCUUAGACCGCAAAUGGAAGUUGUUGAAAAUCUAUUAGAACCAUUUUUAAAUGAGAUUAUUUGGUUUAACAUUGAUACUGAAAAAUUGCAUGCACUAUAUGUUGAAAUAAAAAGUGUAAAUAAACGUUUAAUGCGCACUCAAUUUAAUAUUGGCUUGAUAAGAAAUAGUAUACGUUCAUGGGGUAAUAUACCCUUGUAUAAAAGGCAACCUCAUAAUAAUAAAUCGUUUAUUGAUUUCGAGAAUCGAAAAAAAAUUAUGAAAUCACGCUUUUUAGAUUGCAUUACAACAAAGGAAUUGAUUAAGAAAUUAAUUAACUUCAAUUUAAAAUUGUUUUAUGAUAUGCCUGAUAUUCAAAUGUGGGUAGAAUCAAGUAGUGAAGUGGAUAUUCGAAAUAGUAUACUUUUAAAACAAAUAACAACUGGAGUUUCUCCUAUUAUACCGGAAGACCAAGUAACAAGUCAGGACGAAAUGCAUUCUCAAAUAGAUCUCAAUGAAAUUGUUGAAAUGAAUACUGAAGAAACGUUGAAGCUUUUGGAUGAUGAAGAACGGCAUAAAUUUAUAGUUUAUGAAAAUUAUCUUGAUACUAUUAUAGUUGAAGAAUUAAAAGCCGCUAUCAAAACAAGUAUACGUUAUUUGAAAAACGAAAUGGACGAUAUCAACGAAAAUGAAUUCCCAAUAGCUGAGAUAACAAUUUGCUUGAAACCUCCAAACAUUUUUUACGAUAGAAAUAUAGAUUUAGAUGAUCCUCAAGGUUUCUAUCAAUAUAUGGAAGAAAUUUUGCAAGAUAUAUUUCGCAUGGCUAUUAUGCUGACAAAAUCUGCACCAACGGAUCAGACAACUGAUAACGACACUUAUAUGGAUGAAUUAUGUGAGAAGCCAAGUUUAACUAAAGUUCGUGACGAUAUAUUAAAUAAAAUUCGUAAUGUUAUGAGUCAAAUUAAAAAUUAUGUUCAGAGUGAAUAUGGUAAAAGUUCUUUUAUUUGGAAACUAAAUCGGUCACAAUAUUUAAAAGAUAUUAAAAUGUAUGGUCGACCUCUUAAUAAUUUUGAACGUGAAGAUGAAACUUUAAGACCAAAACCAAUCAAGGAAUCUUUAGAAAAUUUACCAUUGAAUCUGUAUAAGAACGAAAUUAAAAAUUUUACUUAUCUUUUUGAAGAAAUUGAUCAAAAGUGGGAUUUAUAUUAUGAUUUCAUAUGGUUAAGAUUAAACACAAAACAAUUUAAGAAGGAUGUACUUGAAGAAGUAAAUAAUUGGAUUAACUUUUUCAAAGAUGAUUUAAUUAAAAUAGUUGAAGAUUGUUUGCAGGAAUUAGAUGAUUUUAUAGCUGAAGCUCUAACGAUUCUUUAUAUUGAUUUGGAUAAAAAUGAUUUUGAUGGACUUAUAAAAACUAUUAAGGUUUUACAAAAAAUUGCUGAUAACCAAGUAUACUAUGACUCAAUGUUCGAUCCUUUGAAAAAUAUUGUUAAACUUUUAAAAUCAUAUGACUAUGCAUUUCCAGAAAAAGUAUUUAAACAGUUCCAAGACCUUCCGGACGAAUGGAAAAAAAUUAAACGUGAAUUAGUUAAUGUCAAAACAUUGAUUGAACCAAUAAAGACUUAUCAAAUUGACUUAAUCGAUAAACGUGUUAAUUUACAAAAUAUUCGCUCGCAAAUUUUUAGAAAUAAGUUUCUUAAAAAAUCGUUCUUUUUUAUUCCUUGUCCACAUGUAUAUAAAUUAAUUGACGAAGAAUUUAAUCGAAUUAAAACUUUGGAACAAAAUAUUGAUCUAUUAGAUAAACAAGCUAAGUUACUUGAGCUUCCGUCUCCAGUUAGAUUAGCCAUAGAGGUAUGUUUAAAGGAAUUGAAAGCUGUAAAAAUAUUAUGGGACCAUGUUAUACCAAUUGAAACGACAAUUGAAGAUUGGAAAACAACUCCAUGGAAAAAAAUUGAUAUAGAAAGUAUGGAUUCUGAAAAUAAAAAGUUUAAUCGCUCUUUAAAAGCUUUAGAUUCUUGUUGUCGCACAUGGGAACCGUAUAUUUAUGCUGAAUUGCUGUUAAAAAAUUUAAUGACGUCUUUGCGGGCUGUUGUCGAUUUGCAAAAUCCAGCAAUAAAAUCGCGUCAUUGGCAGCAGUUAAUGGAUGAGACUAAAAUUAAAUUUGAUAUGACUGAUUCUACAACUUUAGCUAAUUUACUUGAUUUGGGUUUACACAGAUUUGAAGAAGAAGUUAAAAAUAUUGUUGAAAAAUCCAUCAAAGAAGCUGCAAUUGAAAAAGAUUUAUCGGAAAUUAGCUCAACAUGGGCUGGUAUGGUUUUUGAAACUGAUUUGCAUGAAAGAACAAAUUUGCAAAUAUUAAGACCAUCUGAGGAGUUAAUCGAAAUCUUAGAAGAUAAUCAAAAUCGAGUUCAAAAUAUGAUGAGCUCAAAGUAUGUAGGAUACUUUGAAAAACAGGUAUUUGAAUGGCAGAAAAAGUUAUCCAAUACUGAUGCGGUUAUAUCAUCUUGGUUUGAAGUUCAGAGAAAAUGGCAAUAUUUGGAAAACAUUUUCAUUGGAUCUGAAGAUAUUAGAAGUCAGUUGCCAGAAGACUCAAGUAGAUUCGAUGCAAUUGAUAAAGAUUUCAAAAAUUUAUUAAUUAACAUGAUCGCAGAUAAAUAUGUCAUUAAGGCUUGCAAUAGAUCUGGUUUAGUCGAUAAACUAGAGAGACUCGGAAUAGCUUUAUCAUUUUGUGAAAAGGCUCUUAAUGAUUAUUUAGAAACAAAACGUUUAGCAUAUCCACGAUUUUAUUUUAUUUCAUCAGCGGAUUUGUUAGAUAUUUUAUCAAAUAGUAAUAAGCCUGUUCUUGUUUGUCGUCAUUUAACAAAAUUAUAUGAUUCAAUGGGUAAACUGACAUUUUUACCAAGCGGUAAAACAGCAAAUGGAAUGGUAGCUAAGGAACUAGAUGAAUACGUGCCGUUUUUAGAAAAAUGUGAUUGCAGUGGUAAAGUCGAAAUUUGGUUAAAUCGUGUAACGAGUAGUAUGCGCGAUACUUUACGAGAUCAUUUACGGCGUGCAGUUGUAGCUUAUGAUGAAAAGCCGCGAGAUACUUGGCUAUUUGAAUGGCCAGCUCAAUCUGCUUUAGUUGGAUCUCAAAUUUGGUGGACAUUCGAGACAAAUAAGGCGUUCAUGAAGUUGGAUAUGGGAUAUGAAAAUGCAAUGAAAGAAUACAAUAAGCAACAAAUUAAUCAAUUAAAUUCGUUAAUUAUGCUUUUAUUGAGUGAUCUGACGGCUGCAGACAGACAAAAAAUUAUGACAAUAUGCACAAUUGAUGUUCAUCAAAGAGAUGUUGUUGCUAAGAUGAUUGCUUUAAAAGUAGAGUCAAUUUCAUCAUUUCAAUGGCAAACGCAAUUGCGUCACAGGUGGGAUGAAGCAAGGGGCGAUUGUUUUGCAAAUAUUUGCGACGCUCAAUUUUGUUACGAUUAUGAAUUCUUAGGUAAUACACCUAGAUUGGUAGUAACACCGUUGACAGAUCGUUGUUAUAUAACUUUGACGCAAUCAUUACAUUUAGUAAUGGGUGGUGCCCCAGCAGGUCCAGCUGGUACAGGCAAAACCGAAACAACAAAAGAUCUGGGAAGGGCACUUGGUAUAAUGGUUUAUGUUUUCAAUUGCUCCGAACAAAUGGAUUAUAAAUCAGUUGGUAACAUUCAUAAAGGAUUAGCUCAAACUGGUGCGUGGGGCUGUUUUGACGAAUUCAAUAGAAUUUCUGUCAGUGUCUUAUCUGUUAUAGCUGUUCAAGUAAAAUGUAUACAGGAUGCAAUAAAGGGUAAAAAGAAAAUAUUAAAUUUCUUAGGAGAAAUGAUAUCUCUGAAACCUACAGUAGGCGUUUUUAUUACGAUGAACCCAGGCUACGCCGGUCGGGCUGAAUUACCAGAAAAUCUGAAAGCGUUGUAUCGUCCAUGUGCUAUGGUUGUUCCCGAUUUUGCAUUAAUAGCUGAAAUUAUGUUAGUAGCAGAAGGAUUUCAAGAAGCUCGCUUGUUAGCGCGUAAAUUUAUAACAUUGUACACUUUAUGUAAAGAGUUGCUCUCAAAACAGGAUCACUAUGAUUGGGGUUUAAGGGCCAUUAAAUCUGUUCUUGUUGUUGCUGGAUCACUGAGAAGAGAUGACAGGCACAGACCCGAGGAUCAAGUUUUAAUGAGAGCUCUCCGUGAUUUUAAUACGCCAAAAAUUGUUACAGAUGAUUUACCAGUAUUUAUUGGUUUGAUUGGAGACUUAUUUCCCAACUUAAAUGUUCCACGAAAACGUAAUCAAGAAUUUGAAGAGAUAAUUAAAAAAUCAACUGUAGAAUUGUCAUUACAACCAGAACCAGAAUUUAUUCAAAAAGUUGUAGAACUUACAGAAUUGUUUGCUGUGCGACAUUCUGUUUUUAUAGUAGGGUUCGCUGGAACAGGAAAAUCAGAAGUCUGGAAAGUUUUACAGAAAACUUAUCAUAAUAUGAACAGGAAGCCAUUUUAUAAUGAUUUAAACCCUAAAGCAGUUACAAAUGAUGAGUUGUUUGGUAUUGUGAAUCCAUCCACAAGGGAAUGGAAGGACGGAUUAUUUUCAAUAAUAAUGAGAGAUCAAGCUAAUAUGAGCGGUGAUGGUCCCAAAUGGAUUGUUCUAGAUGGUGAUAUUGAUCCAAUGUGGAUUGAAAGUUUAAAUACCGUAAUGGAUGAUAAUAAAGUUUUGACCUUAGCGAGUAAUGAACGUAUUGCACUAACAAAGGAUAUGAGGUUAUUAUUUGAAAUAGCGAAUCUAAAAACAGCUACACCAGCAACGGUUUCGAGAGCUGGCAUAUUAUACAUUAAUCCUCAAGACUUAAGUUGGAAUCCGUUUGUCGCUUCAUGGUUAAGUAGAAGAUCAAAGAGUGAGCAAUCAGUUUUGGGAACACUUUUUGAUAGAUAUAUUCCAUCCUUGUUAGAAAAUUCUAAGAAAGGUUUGAAGAAAAUUACUCCGAUAUCAGAUAUUGCGAUGAUACAGAUGACUUGUUAUUUGUUGAAUUGUUUGUUAGUUCAAGAAAACUUACCAAUCGAUUGUCCAAAAGACUGGUAUGAAAUCUAUUUUGCUUUUGCGUGUAUUUGGGGCUUUGGAUCAUGUUUAUUUCAAGAUCAGAUAAUCGAUUGGCGAAAUGAGUUUUCUAAAUGGUUUAUUUCAGAAUUUAAAUCAGUUAAAUUUCCUCCCGAAGGAACAGUUUUUGAUUAUUACGUAGAUCAAGAAACAAAAGCAUUAAUUCCAUGGACUAAUCUUGUAGAAAAUUUUGAAUUAGAGACUGACAAACCGUUACAAUCAAAUUUAGUACCUACAUCUGAAACAACUCGUUUAAGGUAUUUUAUGGAUGUUCUAUUAGAAGCGAAAAAUCCUAUCAUGUUAAUUGGCCCAGCUGGCUCUGGUAAAACAAUACUUAUGAACUAUAAAUUGAAUGCGUUAGUUGACAAGGAUUCUACGAAAUGGGCGGUUACAAAUGUUCCGUUUAAUUUCUAUACUACUUCUGAAGCAUUACAAAGAAUUUUAGAAAAACCAUUGGAAAAGAAAGCUGGAAGAAAUUUUGGACCUCCAGGGAAUAAAAAUAUGUUGUAUUUUGUAGACGAUAUGAAUAUGCCAGAAGUGGAUAAGUAUGGAACUGUCCAGCCUCACACAUUGAUUCGGCAAUUUAUGGACUAUAAGCACUGGUACGAUCGAGUAAAAAUGAUUUUGAAAGAUAUACAUUCCUGUCAAUUUGUUUCUUGCAUGAACCCUUCAGCAGGAUCAUUUACUAUAGAUCCUAGAUUACAAAGGCAUUUUUGUUCAUUUGCUGUUAAUCAGCCAGGUAGUGAUGCUUUACAUCAUAUUCUAAACUCAAUUUUAUCACAACAUUUAGCUGUUCCAACUCUUCGUUUUAGCACUGUGGUAAAAAGUUUAUGUAAUAGUCUAGUAAAUGCUGCUAUUGCUUUACAUCAAAAAGUAUCAUCUUCUUUUUUACCUACUGCUGUGAAAUUUCAUUAUAAUUUUAACUUGCGUGAUAUUGCUAAUAUAUUUGUGGGUAUUUUGUAUGGUAACAGCGAUUCAUGCCCUAAUAGUGAUAUGAUGAUACGUUUAUGGUUUCAUGAGUCCCAAAGAGUUUAUGGAGAUAAACUUGUGGAUUUCAAUGAUAUUAACAAUUUUAAGAAAAUUGCUAUUGACACCUUACGAAAAAAUAUUGAUCAAUAUAACGAAGAGGUUGUAUUAUUACAACCUUUGAUUUAUUGUCAUUUUGCAAGAGGAUUAUCCGAUAUGAAGUAUAUGCCAAUACAAAAUUGGCUGACUUUACAAACACUUUUGAAAGAGGCACAACAUAAUUAUAAUGAAGUAGUAGGUGCAAUGAAUUUAGUGCUAUUUGAAGAUGCUAUGAGUCAUAUUUGUCGUAUAAGUAGAAUUCUUGAGUCAUCUCGGGGAUAUGCGUUAUUAAUUGGUGUUGGUGGUUCAGGCAAACAAUCUUUGACAAGACUGGCAGCUUUUAUUUCCUCUUUAGAUGUCUUCAAAAUUCAGUUAACAAAAGAUUUUAGCAUUGUUGAUUUAAAAGCAAAUCUAAACACUUUGUAUAUAAAAGCAGGGAUAAAAAAUACACCAAAUUGUUUUCUAGUAACUGAUUCCGAGAUAGCUAAAGAAGAAUUUUUGGUUGUUAUCAAUGAUUUGUUGGCAUCCGGUGAUAUUCCAGAGCUUUUUGCGGAUGAUGAGGUUGAAAAUAUUAUAAGUACUAUACGAAAUGAAGUGAAAGAGGCCGGUAUUAGUGAUACUAGAGAAAAUUGUUGGAAAUUUUUUAUUGAAAAGGUCAGAUCGUUAAUAAAAGUCGUUUUAUGCUUCUCUCCGGUUGGUUCAACCCUAAGGAUACGAGCUAGAAAAUUUCCAUCGUUGGUGAAUUGUACAACAAUCAAUUGGUUUCAUGGGUGGCCGAUAGAAGCCUUAGAGUCCGUGUCAUAUAGAUUUUUGAAUGAAUUUGAAACUUUACAUCAAGAGCUUGCACUUCCCAUCUCGAAAUUCAUGGCUUACGUCCAUACCUCUGUAAAUAAAUUAUCUGAAGUUUAUUUGGCGAAUGAUAGGCGUUAUAACUAUACUACACCCAAAUCUUUUUUAGAGUUAAUUAAAUUAUAUAGAAAAUUAGUUAUUGAAAAAGAUACGGCUACAAAAGAAUACAUUACUCGUUUGGAAAACGGAUUAAUUAAACUAGCAUCAUGCUCUAAAGAAGUUGACGAUCUGCAAUUUGUUUUGAAAGACCAAGAAGUAAUUUUAAAAAUUAAAAACGAAGAAGCUGACGCACUAAUUAAAGUUGUUAGUGCUGAAAAUGAAAAAGUUUCUAAGGAGAGAGCUUUUGUUUCAGAAGAAGAAAAAAAAGUUAGAACUAUAGAAGAAGAAGUGACAGCAAUAGCAGCUGUUUGCACAGAAGAAUAUAAAGCUGCGAUGCCAGCUCUUGAAAAAGCUCAAGAAGCUUUGAAUACCUUGAAUAAAAACAAUCUAACUGAAUUGAAAUCGUUUGGGUCACCACCAGACGCUGUAGUUAAUGUAGUUGCAGCAGUGUUAGUAUUAUUUUCACCGAAGGGUAAAAUACCUAAAGAUAGAAGUUGGAAAGCGUGUCGUGGUAUAAUGGGUAAUGUUGACAAAUUUAUGCAAGAUCUGAUUUACUACAAAAAAGAAUCAAUUCCGCCUGAUGUUAUAAAAGCUUUACAACCAUACCUAAAAGACCCAGAAUUCGACCCUCACAAAAUCAUGGCGAAAUCGGGAGCUGCUGCAGGUCUCUGUUCAUGGGUUAUUAAUAUUAACAAUUUUUAUGAAGUGUAUCUAGAAGUGGAGCCAAAAAUAAGAGCUUUGAAAGAUGCUGAAUACCAGUUAAACGCAGCAAGAGAGAAAUUGGAAUCAUUAAAUAAUCGCUUAAAUGAAUUAGAAGAAGAAUUAAAUGCUAUUCAAUCUGAAUUUAAUGCUGCUAUGGCUGAAAAACAAAAAUGUCAAGAUGAAGCUGAUAAGACAGCAUUCACGAUAGAUAUUGCAAAUCGUCUUGUUGGAGGUUUAGCAUCGGAAAAAAUUCGAUGGACAGCAUCUGUUAAGAAUUUGAACGAAAGCUUGGAAACUAUUCCAGGAGAUAUGUUAUUAAUAGCUUGCUUCAUAUCUUAUGUUGGUUGCUUUACUCGAUCGUAUCGUUCAGAAUUACAGGAAAAAAUGUGGUUACCUACUUUUAAGAAGUUAGAGCCGCAAAUACCCAUGACUGAAAAUGUAGAUCUUUUUUCCUUAAUUUGCGAUGAUGCACAAAUUGCACAAUGGAACAAUCAAGGUCUUCCAAAUGACAGAAUGUCCUCAGAAAAUGCAGCGAUAUUGGUCUAUUCGGAACGAUAUCCUUUAAUUAUUGAUCCGCAGCUGCAAGGCAUAAAAUGGGUUAAACAGAGAUACGCCAAGAAUAUGACCCUCCUUCGUCUUAAUCAAAAAGGUUACAUGGAUAUGAUUGAAAAAGCUGUUCGAGAUGGUAAUGUUUUAGUCAUUGAAAAUAUAGGAGAAUCAAUUGAUGCAGUUUUGAAUCCACUUGUUGGGAGAUACUUGAUAAAGAAAGGUACAUGUUUAAGACUUGGUGACAGAGAAAUCGAUUUUAAUCCGAAAUUUCGUUUGAUUUUGCAAACAAAACUGGCUAAUCCACAUUACAAGCCUGAAAUGCAAGCGCAAUGUACUUUAAUUAAUUUUACUGUAACUCGUGAUGGAUUAGAAGAUCAAUUGCUUGCUGAAGUUGUUAAAGCUGAGCGUGCUGAUUUAGAAAGCUUAAGGACUAAACUCACUCAGCAGCAGAAUCAAAAUAAAAUAACACUAAAGAUUUUGGAAGAAGAUCUUUUAAAGAGGUUGGCUGCUGCUGGUGAUAAUGUGUUAGAAGAUGUCUCCUUAGUAACAAAUUUAGAAAAAACAAAGAGAACUGUUGAAGAAAUUGGCAUUAAAGUUGCAGAAGCUAAAAUCACAACCUCGCAAAUAGAUUCGGCUCGGGAAAUUUAUAGACCUGCUGCUUGUAGAGCAUCUAUUAUAUAUUUUGUUAUGAAUGAAUUAUUCAAAAUUAACGCUAUUUAUCAAUUUUCUUUAAAAUCAUUUACUAUAGUUUUCUUGAAUGCUAUAAAAAAUGCUCCAGAAUCAGAUAAUGUGAAAGAGAGGGUUAGUAACUUAGUAGACACUCUUACGUUCUUUAGUUAUAUGUAUACUUCAAGAGCUUUAUUUGAAGCUGAUAAAUUAAUAUUUCUAACUCAAAUGAUAUUUCAAAUUCAACUUCAUUCUAAAGAAAUAGAACAAAGUGAACUAGAUUUUCUCUUAAGAUAUCCAUAUAAUCCGAAUGUUAUCUCAGAAAUUAAUUUCCUUAAUAAUGUUCAAUGGGGUGGAAUUAAAGCUCUAAGUAGUUACUGUGAUAGUUUUAAAGGUUUGGACAAGGAUUUGGAAGCUGCGCCAAAAAGAUGGCAAAAAAUACUAGAUGCUGAUGCUCCAGAAAGGGAGAAACUUCCUGGGGAAUGGAAAAAUAAAACAUCGUUACAACGUUUGUGUAUUUGGCGUUGUUUGAGAGCAGAUCGAAUGACUUACGCUGUUCAAGUUUAUAUAGAAGAGAAAUUGGGUACCAAGUAUAUUGAAGCAAGAAGCGUUGAUUUUGCUAAAACUUUUGAGGAAACUAGUUCCGAAAUUCACACAUUUUUUGUUCUUUCCCCCGGAGUAGAUCCUCUAAAAGACGUUGAACGAGUUGGAAAAUAUUUAGGAUGGGGUUUUGAAACAGAAAAUUUUCACAGUGUUUCCUUGGGACAAGGACAGGAAAUGAUUGCAGAAAAAGCAAUCGAGGAAGCUACCCGUGAAGGACAUUGGGUUAUGCUGCAAAAUAUUCAUUUAGUCGCACAUUGGCUACCCCGACUAGAAAAAACUAUAGAGGGUACAGUCGGUAAUUCUCAUCCUGAUUAUCGUCUAUUUCUAAGCGCUGAGCCAGCCCCGAGUCAUGAAUUCCAUAUUUUACCACAAGGCAUUUUGGAAUCAGCAAUAAAAGUGACAAAUGAACCACCAACUGGUAUGUUGGCUAAUCUGCACAAAGCUUUGGAUAACUUUACACAAGAAACUUUAGAAAUGUGUUCUAAGGAGACAGAAUUUAAGGCUAUAUUAUUUUCGCUGUGUUAUUUUCACGCAGCUAUUGCAGAGCGUCGCAAAUUUGGUGCACAAGGUUGGAACGUGCGAUAUCCUUUCAACGUUGGUGAUUUAACAAUCAGUGUUUACGUCCUUCAUAAUUAUUUGGAAGCGAAUACACGCGUGCCUUGGGAAGAUUUGAGAUACCUUUUUGGAGAGAUAAUGUAUGGUGGUCACAUAACAGAUGAUUGGGAUCGCCGAUUAUGCAGAACAUAUCUCGAAGAAUAUAUGCAACCGGAGUUACUAAAUGGCGAAUUAUAUUAUACAGUGGGAUUUAAAGCACCAGGAAUUUUAAAUUAUGAUGAAUAUCAUAGUUACAUAAAUGAAAACUUACCAACUGAAUCCCCUAUUUUAUAUGGUUUACAUGCAAAUGCCGAAAUUGGUUUUUUAACAACUGUUACAGAAAGGAUUUUUCGAAUUAUUUUCGAAUUGCAACCAAAAAUGGCUGCUGGCGCUGGACCUGGUGAAAUGACACAAGAGGAAAUUGUAAAAAUUUUGAUUGAAGAUACGUUGGAUAAAAUUCCUCUCCCAUUUAAUAUAGUGGAACUAAGCAUAAAAGCAGGUAAAGAGAAAACACCUUAUAUUAUUGUAGCACUUCAAGAAGCUGAUAGAAUGAAUAUUUUGAAUACUGAAAUUGUUCGUUCAUUAAAAGAGUUAGAAAUGGGACUUAAAGGCGAAUUAACAAUUUCAUCUGUUAUGGAAAGCUUAAUGGAUUGUUUAUAUAUGGAUCAAGUACCGGUAACGUGGGAAAAACUGGCAUAUCCAAGUAUAUUAAAUCUUGGAUCUUGGAUUGCCGACCUAAUGCAACGUUUGAAAGAAUUAGAAACUUGGGUUAGUGAUUUUAAAUUGCCAUCUAGUGUGUGGUUAGGAGGAUUUUUUAAUCCACAAAGUUUUCUAACCGCUAUUAUGCAGCAAACAGCUAGAAAAAAUGAUUGGCCAUUAGAUAGAAUGUGUUUAAAUUGUGACGUUACGAAAAAACAUAAAAGCGAAAUAGCUGCGGCACCAAGAGAAGGUUCAUAUGUAAAUGGUCUCUUUAUGGAAGGUGCUCGCUGGGACAUUCAACUUGGAACAAUAGCAGAUGCCCGUAUGAAAGAAUUAUUUCCGUCUAUGCCUGUAAUUUAUAUCAAAGCCAUCACUCAAGAUAAACAGGAUCUGAAAAAUAUUUAUGAGUGUCCUUUAUACAAAAUUCGUAAACGUGGGCCAACUUUUGUUUGGACUUUCAAUUUAAAAACUAAAGAGAAACCGGGAAAGUGGACAUUAGCUGGAGUUUGCUUGUUAUUGCAAAUAUAAACUUUUAUUUAUUAAAA